Molecule: messenger RNA, 4966 nt
Organism: Peromyscus californicus insignis
Lineage: Eukaryota; Metazoa; Chordata; Mammalia; Rodentia; Cricetidae
Gene: CUNH11orf42
Product: chromosome unknown C11orf42 homolog
Exons: 3
Coding region: 3785-4789 (334 amino acids)
Source: RefSeq, a predicted model, not a curated record
UUAUUAAGAAAUAUAAAGGAAUUCCUGUGUGAUAAUCCCAUAUCACACAUACAUACACACACACACACCAUUUUCCCUCUGAUACAUGGGAAGGGAAAUCAUGUGCAAUCAAUGCUCAUGAGCAGAGUCUGUCACCAUCCCAACAUGGAGAGGGCACUGAGUCUGUCGCCAUCCCACCGUGAGAGACUGCUCUAAGGCACCUUCAGCUCCUAGCUGUGCAGAUCUCCCAAGGUCUCUUGUUCCAAAGCUGUGUGCUGAGAAUGUUUUUCCUUCAAGCCAUAAAUCUAACACAUUUGUGUUUUGUUGACAAUGCAUACAUACCUACCAUGUGAUAUGUUCAGAAAGCUUUAUCAGCACAUUCUCAUUCUUCACAAUAACCUGAGAAUCAACAAUAUGCCCACAACUCAUCACCUAUAUUUUCAAAAUAAAUACUCUCUGUAGAAACUUUUUUUCUAUAGCUUUGGCCCAAACCCUAGUCCCAUCCAUUAUGAUCUUAUUUAUAGCCUUUACUUCACUUAGUGUAAAUAUUCACAUACUUAACUGAAAAGAAUGUUGAUAUGUUUGACUAUAGGGCACCCUGAAUCUCAACUGUGAUAUUCCUUAACAUAUGAAAUAUUAUUCCCUUCCAUAAACUGAAAAAUUCUCAGCUCUAGUACAUAUAUAUCCCAAAAAGCUUAAAAUAAAGCAUCAAGAGUUUAUAUAAUUAUCCCUGCAGCCUGAAACAAAGGAGUAUUAAGGAUCUUUAUCACCUCAAAGUCUUUACUGUCAACGCUAUUCUAUGCUGCCAUGAGAUUCACGCAGAUAGUCUCACGUUCUGUGCAUAAACCGUCCUAUUUAUUUCUCCCAGUCUCCAUCCAGAUCACUCUGAUAUCCUCAAGGUGAUCAGUGCCUCUUCCAAAGAUACCACAGAAUGAUGGCACAUGGGAAGCAAAUCCCAGCAAGAUACAGACCAACAGCCCAACCCUUGGGCUCACCAACUCAUCCAGACUCAAUUGCCAUCUGUUUUUCUUCAGUAUCUUUCAGUCUCAGACUCUGAGCAAAAAGGAAAGAGAUUUACUCAACAUUAAGAUACAUCACAGAAUUUAGGGAGCCUAGAGAUUCACAAGAAUCAGAAAGCAAGAAAAGGGCAGAAGGUGUGGGCUUCCAACUGAGUAGUUUAUCAGAACCCAAUCUGCCCUCUGAACCCAUGUCCAUGAACAAAAACUCUAAAAUCUUCUGCUUCCUAUUUGACCAAUAAGCCACCAUCCCUGCACUGAUCUCAUCCAUCUCUUCUCAUUCUGGAUUCCCCGUGUCAUCUGUCCCUCUUUGCCUCUCAGUCAGCUCUUCGACACUGCAAAGGUGCAGAGGUACAUGGUUCUGUCCCUUCUACUGGUCUCUAUCUGUCUCUUACUCCACUUCAGUGUUCCUUAUAAUUUCUUUCAGAAGGGAACAGAGUUGCCAACUACACUACACUAUCUAUCUUUUCCUUGUCAAACAAAAUGAAAGGAUGUGCUAAACUAGGUGUGAUGGUAUAUACCUGCAAUUGUAGCACUUAAGACAGAAAAAGAAGUACCACAAGUAGGAGGCCAGCUUCAGUGACACAGUGAUAUGCUGGCUCAGGGAAUGGAGAGAAUGGCUCAGGGGUUAAAAGCACUGGCUACUCUUCCAGAGGACAAGGGUUCAAUUCCCAGCACCCACCUGGCAGCUUACAAUUGUCUCUAAUUCCAGUCCAAGGAAUUUGAUGUCCUCUUCUGGACCCCACUGGCACCAGGAACACACAUGAUGCAUAGACAUACACGUAGGCAAAACAUCCAAAAACGUUAAAAAUUAGAGCCCUAAUAUCAAAGAUGGUAUUUUGUUAGGGCCUUGUUAAACAGGUAUAAAGAAAGAAUUUGGUUUUGGUUCUCUUAAGAAACUCAAGGUUUCUCAUUUGGACUGAUGUGGCUUCUCUUGUAUCCUGCCCACUUCCUUCUCACUAAGCCACAAGUAUUUCUCUCAUCACACACUGAAGUGAGCCAUGCAACAGCACCAAAAGGAGCUACUGUUCCAAUAGUAAGAGCUGGAACCCCAGGUCUGUUAUUAACUAUUCACUGUAUUGUUGGCUAAUUAAUUUUUCUGAACCCUUUCUUCACUAUAAAAUGAAACAAUAAUGCCUACUUCAGAAAAGAAGCUGGGCACAGUAGUGCAUACCUGUAAUCCCAGCAUUCAGGAAUCUGAAGCAGGAGGAUUGCUGUGAGUUCUGGCCAGUGUGUAGCUACAUAAUGAGUUCAGAGCCAUUCUGGAUUACAUAGUGGGGCCCUGUCUCAAAAAAAAAAAACCAAAAAACAAAACAAAAAACCACCAAGAGAUUCCUAAAAGAAUCCUCUAAGAUAACACAUUCAGUAUCUGACACAGGUCCUAGCACAGACAAGUUCAACAAAUAUCUGACAUUAAUUUCUUAGUGGAACUAAGUCUACUGUCACUCGCUUGCUAAAAGGUCCGGCACCUGUUCAUUUAAUUCUAUCUGAGGGAGACGUGCCUUCCCUUGAGUUCAACUGUAUCUCCUUUAGGAAAGUUUUCUUGAUAACACUUUCCCAUCACUGCAGUAUCCUUCUGUGUGGUAUGACACCUAUCACUUCAGCUGGCUCAGAUGAUAGCCAGCUUUGCAAGACAGCAUUUUCCUCAGUCAGGCUGCCACAGGAUACCCCCUAGAUAGGAGACCUCCAAAGGGCCUGAGAACUAUGGGACAGACAAGGUAAGGAGUGGGAAAACGAUUACUAUAAAGUUCAAACGUGAUUUCUUUUGAAGUUAUUCUUCUCCAGCAAAAUAUUAGGUGAGCUCUCUGGACAAAGACACAAGAAAGACGACAAGUAAUAAUAACUAGAGUGGGAGAGGAAACUACUACAUACAAAUCAGCCUAGGACAGGAAUGGAGCAUGAAGAAAAUCUCCAUGUUUACCUGGGUAAUUCUGCCUUCCUGAAAAGUCUUACCAGUUACUAAGGGAACAAAAUCCCAUUUAGAUCUUACUCUUCACGUUACCAUUGCUCAGCCAAACACCCACCUACACACUCCUGCUUUCCACUGCUUUUAUAACCCACUCGUUAAUAACUGGUUUCAACCGAGGAGCUUUUAGAAGUUAGGAUUCCCAGGCACACCCCAGACAAAUUAAACCGGAAUCUCUGAGAAUAGAAGACAAGUAUCAGUGAUUUUUAAAUCUCCCAGGUAAUUUAUAGGUUGAGAAUUACUGGAGUUCUUAUUGUUGCUAUUGUUGUUUAGAUGUUUGUUUUCAGUUUAAGUCUUGAUCUAUACUUCCGUAUCUUUCAGAACCCCAAUGCAACUUCAAAGAGAAGUAAUCUACAACUAACUAGAUGGCAGUUACUCUAGUAAAGCAGUUCAAGUGUUCCUCCCUCCAAAGCAAGAGAAUGACCACUCCAGGCUGAGGGAGAAGACCAGGAGACCAUGAAACAAGACUGCAUAAGAUGAGAAAAAGGAGUGAAAAGAGAAGAGGAGGAGAGAAGAAAGAGAGCAUCUUUGUGCUGUUCAAAGGGCAGGGCAGGAACAGAAAGGAAAAAUGAAAUGGCAAAGGAAAGAAAGAAAAGGGAGAAGGAAGUAAAAGUUUGUAAAUAUUAUGGCCCACAGGCUGCAAGGAGGCUAGUAGAGUUACUGUCCUCUCUGUAUCCAAGGCUCCAUCACCUAGCAGGACCUCUAUGACCUCAUGGUGGAGUAGGUCACAGCCCAAGGUGGGGGGAGGGGGGAGAGGCCUUACCUUCCUGGGCAGAUUGGGGGUUCCUGCAGCAGUCACUACCUUGCCCAACCCCUCCCCACCAUGUUGGUCAGUAACCCCCACCUGCUAACACUGGAUGAAGCAGAUGCCACUUGGGCCCUCAUCAAGGAUAAGGUCAUCGAGGAGCGUUUUGGGUCCAAUGUAGUGGCAGUACCUUUCCUGUCGGAUGCAGCCUACUAUGAUCUACUGGGCGUGCUAGUGAAACAGUCCCGUCGAGCCCACACCCGCCUAACUUUGCCAGGCCGGCAGGGCCGAAGGGCACUGAAAUCAGUAGGGUUGCUACCAAAUCUUCUAGAACAGGCAGGGUCUGAGGGUGUCUUUGCCCAUUGCACUCGGGAAUACUCACCAAAUGGCCGAGCCGAGAUAGCCUAUGAAGAAAUGCGAAUGUUGGAUGGGCAGCCCUGCCGGAUCCGCCUACAUAUGGGAGGCCUGCGCAAGAAGGUUGCCUUCCUGCUGCUACCACCAGGGCAGGUGAGCCUGCAGCAGAAUCUUCCCUGGAUCCGAAGCACCCACAGCAUCUACGUCAUCUACCAGGUCUUCUCCUGCACCUGGCUGCAGCUAGGGCUGUUACCUACAGCCCGUGAGCCCCAGCUGCUCCGGUUACAGCGGUCACUACCUAUUGCUUUCUCCUGCCUCAAGUUUUCACUGCAGCCCAAGGGUGUGCUGGGACCACAGAAGUCUCUGACCAAAGAUCCCUUGCCCCAAGGAGCCACCUGGGUUAGACCUAGCCUUAGCAUCUUAUCAACUCUGGCCCCCACAUCAGUACCUGCUGAUACACUUGAAGUCGCUGAUGCAUCUCCACCUGUCCCAGCCCCACCUACACCACCUCCCCAAGAAGGGCCAGAAGGCAGACCCACCAGAUUCUCCUAUAAGGGUCGAAACCCCUUCCGGAGGGGCCCCUAUAUGCUUUCAGCAGAGAACUGGCUCUUCAGCCCCCGCAACCCCCCACCAGGAGGCCAGGGUGGGGGCCCCGGGGACCCCGACCGGCACUCCAUGUCCCUGCCCCUGCUGCAGGGUCUGUCCUCAGAGUUCGACAGCGACGAAUGAAGCUGAGGCAAGAGACGCAGGGGGCAAGGCCCCUAAGAUCUGACAUAGGGAUAAUGGUCCCCAAUAAACAUCAGCUGCUGCACCCCCAACCACCCUGGGCCUGUGUGCUUCUUCUUUCUUGGGUCCAGAAAAAUGAAGUCUCCAUUUUCCCCUAAGCAUUAAGUCCUCUCACCUUCU